GUUUCUCUUCCUCUUCCCUGUCGAUCAAACUUCCAUGGAACCCCUUGCUGAAGGUGCUUCUGCCAAUCUAAAUGUCACUUUGGACAGGUUCAGUGCUCUUCCACGCGAAGUUGCUCAUCACAUUUUGUCAUUACUUCCCAUAUCCGACAUCACUCGAGUUGGCAUGUUAUCCCAAAAAUGCAGAGCCUUUUAUCUGUCGACUCCCACAUUGAACUUCACUGAAUUCCCCUCGGAGUCCACUCGCACCUUCAACAGCCGUUUGGAGUUGAUGGCUUCCUUGGACAAGUUCUUCAUGCGUCGCCACCAUAACAAGGUACAAAGCUUUUCUCUGGAUUGGGUUUCUGAGUUCGAACUUGGGGAAACAGAUAUUGAAAGUUGCUGCUCUGUUGAAAAAUCUAGGGUUUUGGGUUGGAUUGAAAAUGCACUGACUUGCAACGUUGAAAAGCUUGAUUAUUUCUUUACAACUGUGAUGCCAACCCUAGACGAUAUUAUUAGCGAGACCCAGAUAGAUUUUCCUUCAUCUGUGUUUGUUUCUGGGUCUCUGAGGUCUCUUUCUCUAGAUAUGAAGUGUGCAACUCUUAAAGCUUCCACAUUUUCUGCAUCUUCUAUCUGUAAUCUGGUUUUUCUGAAGCUGAGAAGUGUUACCAUGGAAGAUGAUGAGGGUUUUUGCAAAUGGAUCUGCUUCUGCUGCAGAAAUAUUAAGGAGUUGAGGCUCGAGUGUGUGAUAGGGUUACGAAAAAUCGACAUUGAGAGUUCGUCUUUGGAAUCAUUUGGUGUUGAGUGUCCCUCUUGUUAUGAUCUUUGCCAUGUUAAAAUCUCUGGUGAGAAAGUUGAAGAUGUGCAUAUAAAUUGGAAUUUUAAUGCUCCAUUGCCUCGGACGAAUUCGUUGGAGAUUUUCGCUCCAAAUCUUAAGCGUUUGAAUUGGGUUGGUUAUAUGAUGAAUCACCAGAAUCUGGGGGAGUUGAAUUGUUUGGAAGAAGUUCAGAUUUCUCUCAUGGCUGAUGGAGUAGAUGAUCCUGAAAGCAAAAUACAUGAGUUCCUCUCUAGCAUUCGCAGUGCUAAAACACUCCGUAUUGAUCAAGGGACUACAAAGAAUCUGUUCAAGGAUGGUUACACACCCCCAAUAUUACAUGAACUCUGUUACUUGAAUGUGACUAUUUGGAGCGGUAUCGAUGACAAGGUUGUCCCGGCGCUGGCCUCACUUUUUAAAGGACUCCCUAAUUUGACUACUUUGGAAUUGACGGUAUCUGAUCAGUUACCCUUCUUCUUUCGCACUGCAAAUGCGGCUACUUCAUCUGAAUUCGAUAGGCGAUAUUGGGAACGCCAGCACCUGGAGUUUGUUUCUCAGUUGAAGUAUGCAAUCAUAGAGCUUACUAACGGGUCUAAUGGAUUCGUGCUUGCAAAGUAUCUGCUUGAACGUGCUCAGAAUUUGGAGGAAAUGCUUGUGAUUUGCCUGCCCAAUCAAUGGAAUUUCGCAAGGAAGUUGAGGAGCAGCCGGAUUAUUUCUUCCAAUGCUGCAGUUGGCUAUCUGGAAAAAAGUGGGGGUCGUACAGGGUUCUAAUCACCCAACUCUACAUCCACAUUUUGGGGUUUCAAUGUUAAAUCUAGUAGGUUUUGUUUUCCAGCUAUGUGUUAUUAGAACGGAACUGGGCGGUUGAUCCUGUAUGCUUUGUUUAAGGAUAUGGAGGAUGGGAAGUUCGGAACUGGAUGAUCGAUCGUAUGUAUUUUGUUCAAGGAUAUGGAAGAUCCAUAUCUUUUUUAUUAGUAUUAAGUUCUUAUGCAACUUUUAUUUCAAAGUCUCCUUCGCUAUGAACUUCACAGUGUUUUGCCUCUAAAGGAAGCAGGUCUGUCAGGUUGAA
Messenger RNA from Malus domestica (apple), 1859 nucleotides. Its product is annotated as F-box/LRR-repeat protein At4g14103-like. The record is from RefSeq and is a predicted model, not a curated record. Gene Ontology annotation, molecular function: protein binding. Lineage: Eukaryota; Viridiplantae; Streptophyta; Magnoliopsida; Rosales; Rosaceae.